This is a messenger RNA of Corticium candelabrum, 1421 nucleotides long. RefSeq lists its product as uncharacterized. Lineage: Eukaryota; Metazoa; Porifera; Homoscleromorpha; Homosclerophorida; Plakinidae. The record is from RefSeq and is a predicted model, not a curated record. Gene Ontology annotation, biological process: DNA integration. The coding region runs from base 37 to 870 and encodes 277 amino acids. The transcript is spliced from 2 exons. Gene Ontology annotation, molecular function: nucleic acid binding.
GAGUUUCUUUUGUCGUACGGAUUUACUGUCGGCGACAUGUCUUUAGUUCUAGGAUGUUCUGUUCGAACUGUCCAUCGUCGUUUGACGGAAAAUGGCUUGUCUGUGAGACAGAGUCUUACACAGAUAUCUGAUGAAGAUCUAGACAGCAUUGUGCUGGAGAUAAAUCGAGAGUAUCCUAGACAUGGAUACCGUAAUGUUGAAGGCCAUCUUCUUGAGCGAUCAAUUCGCGUCUCUAGACAAAGAGUCAGAAGUAGCUUGUGUCGGGUGGACCCAGAAGGCGUAGCACUUCGAUGGUCGUACACUGUUCAGCGUCGUAAAUACAGCGUAUACGGUCCAAAUGCCUUGUGGCACAUCGACGGUCAACAUGGUCUUAUUCGCUGGCGUUUGGUCAUACAUGGAGGUAUUGAUGGCUACAGUCGUGUUCCAGUAUACCUCAAUUGCAGCUCUAAUAACAGAGCAGAUACGGUUUUGUCCUACUUUCAGAAAGCUGUUUGUGACUAUGGGAUGCCCUCUCGAGCAAGAGCUGAUCGCGGCGUUGAAAACGUUAGGGUUGCGGAAUUCAUGCUGACUACACGAGGAACCGACAGACACAGCUUUAUAGCAGGAAGAUCUGUCCACAACCAACGGAUAGAGCGAUUGUGGAGAGAUGUUAGCGUCGCCGUAACAGGAACUUACAAAGCUGUGUUUCAAAGUCUGGAGGAGCAAGGCCUCCUAGACGCUGACAACUCAACAGAUUUGUGGUGUCUGCACUACGUUUUUAUGCCACGAAUUCAAAGCAGUCUCGAUGGGUUUCGCCAUGCGUGGUGCAGACACCGCCUAUCGACUGAACGUGGACGGUCGCCAUUGCAGGUUAGAUAUUGUUUAUUGUAAGAAUUACUAACAAAUUCAGGCGUACACAUUAUCUGCAAUUGUGGAUAGCCGGUAUGUCGAGGUUGCAGGGUACGGAAUACUCCGUAGCAGACUCGAUGACAAUUGAUCCAACCGAAUACGGUGUCGACUGGGAUGGCCCCGUGUCACUGCAUGACGACGACGAUAACGACGUAGAUGGAGUAUACAUGCCAAUGAGUGUCGAUCUUCCUAUUAGUCGACAUGACCUAGACGAGCUAUAUACGACCAUCGAUCCCAAAGCUGGGAGUGAGAAUUUUGGUAUCGACUUGUACGUUGCCACCUCUGACUUUAUUGCAUCAAAACUCUUGUAGAAUUUUAGAUAACGUUGCGAGCUGAUAUUUAGUUUCUUAAUUGACAUCAAUUGCAAAACAUUAAGCAGUUUGAUUUUUGCUGUUUCUCGCAGGAUAUAAUGUUACAUAAAAUUAAGUGUAGUGGAAAACUUAGAAAAUUCUGUAAGCGCCGCAAGCUCUGUAUCUAGUGAACAUGCCUACUGUUCAGGGUGAGAUUACUAAAAUAGAAAUUUUUAUAGCAAU